Balaenoptera ricei (Rice's whale) is the source of this 417-nucleotide messenger RNA. RefSeq names its product transcription and mRNA export factor ENY2-like. The transcript has a single exon. Gene Ontology annotation, biological process: positive regulation of DNA-templated transcription; regulation of transcription by RNA polymerase II; poly(A)+ mRNA export from nucleus. Gene Ontology annotation, cellular component: nuclear pore; SAGA complex; DUBm complex. The record is from RefSeq and is a predicted model, not a curated record. Bases 70 to 417 code for a protein of 115 amino acids. NCBI's taxonomy places the organism in Eukaryota, Metazoa, Chordata, Mammalia, Artiodactyla, Balaenopteridae. Gene Ontology annotation, molecular function: transcription coactivator activity; chromatin binding.
CUGUGUGCUUAGGUGCCCGAGCUACUGAGGGUCUAGGUCCGGACAGCCAAAAAGAGUGUGGUUAGCAAGAUGAACAAAGAUGCGCAGAUGAGAGCAGCAAUUAACCAAAAGUUCAUAGAAACUGGAGAAAGAGAAUGCCUCAAAGAGUUGCUGAGAGCUAAAUUAAUUGAAUGUGGCUGGAAGGACCAGUUGAAGUCACACUGCAAAGAAGUAAUUAAAGAAAAAGGACUAGAACACGUUACUGUUGACGACUUGGUGGCUGAAAUCACACCAAAAGGCAGAGCCCUGGUACCUGACAGUGUAAAGGAGCUCCUACAAAGAAUAAGAACAUUCCUUGCUCAGCAUGCAGCCUUUAAGACUGAAUUAGAUUGUUGUUUUGUGGUUUUAUUUCUGAAAGUAAAACUUGCCAUAAAUUAG